Metarhizium album ARSEF 1941 is the source of this 1560-nucleotide messenger RNA. Its product is annotated as Fringe-like protein. Gene Ontology annotation, cellular component: membrane. The transcript has 2 exons. NCBI's taxonomy places the organism in Eukaryota, Fungi, Ascomycota, Sordariomycetes, Hypocreales, Clavicipitaceae. Gene Ontology annotation, molecular function: glycosyltransferase activity. Bases 1 to 1560 code for a protein of 519 amino acids. The record is from RefSeq and is a predicted model, not a curated record.
AUGACGAUGCUCAGCGGGCUGUUUGAAGCACGGCGCAUGAGCUUGAUGCUUACCAGGCGAGUCGUGCGCACAGUCAUUGGCGUCUUGGCCUUCGUCCUGACCGCUGCCAUGUUGCUCACUUUCCCUCGCCACGACCAAGCCAGCAAGAGAGGCUUGCUGCCCUUCGAUCGGGAGCACGUGGGCCCCGCCGCCUACGCCGCCGAGUCAGCCAGUCACUUCUCUCCCGUCGCCUUUGACGAUCCGGAAGGAACGAGCAGGGCCGACCUGUGCGCCUCUUUCCCCAGCCAUCUCCUCAACCACGUCCAGCCCGUCUUGAAGAUCGGCCACAGCGAAGACGGGGACAGGCUCCGUGCGAGCUUCAGCUCUGUGUCGUCAUGCUUCGACAAGGACGACUUGUUGGUCGUCUCGGACACGGACGAGGUCGUUCAUGGCCACCGAACCGUUGACGUGCUCGCCCAUCUACCCGCCGCCUGCUACAACCUGACUGCGAAUCCCGAUUUCCGAAACUACAUGGAGCAACGGGAAAUGCAAAAGAACGGCACCCUCAAGGACAAGACGCAGACGCCAAUCAACGGCUGGAUUCUCGACAAGUACAAGUUCCUCCCCAUGGUCGAACGCGCCUGGCUGGCCAAGCCCGGCAAGGCCUUCUACUUCUUCUACGAGGCGGACACGUACGUCUUCUGGGACAACGUCUUUCGAUUUCUCCAAGCCUUCGAUCCCGACACGCCCAUCUACAUGGGCUCGCCAUCUCCCGGCCGCCACGACGCCGACCGAGACGCCGACACGUGGUUCGCUAAUGGCGGACCUGGCGUGGUUUUGAGCAGGGCCGCAAUCAAGGCGCUGUUGCACCGCGAGACAGACGCCAAUGGCCACUACGUCGAGCCUCACGUCACGGAGAAGUGGCAGCACCUCGUGGCCGAAGACUGCUGCGGCGACAGCGUGCUUGGAUGGGCUCUCUGGAACAGCACCGUCCAGCUGCAAGGGUACUGGCCCAUGUUCAACCCUCACCCCCUCCACAACAUUCCCUUUGGUGAUUUGCACUGGUGCCAGCCGGCCUUGACGCUGCACAAGACGCAGCCCAAAGACAUGGUCGACUUGUGGCACUGGGAGUUUGGGAAACGACAGCUGCAUCGCCCCAUGCUGUACUCUGACCUGUGGCAUCUACGGCUCCCCGGCGGGCAUGGGACUCUCAAGAACUGGGACAACGGAGACUGGGACGGCUGGGCGCCGCCCGCCGAGGCAUCCAUCAACAGCCCCGAAACCUGCGAGCAAUACUGUCACGGUCACGGGGACUGUCUCCAGUGGAACUGGCGAGGAGGCGACGAGAAGAGGUGCAUUGCGAUGAAGUCAGUGAGGUACGGAGCGGCUCGGAACCCCGAGUACCUGCUAGACGGCGGGGGCAGCGAGGCAAUACCCGACGAUGAAGUCGACGGCAAGCCUCGAGGAAAGUGGGUAGAGUACCGGAGUGGAUGGGUCCAGGACCGCAUCGAAAGCUGGAGGAGUAAGAGGCACUGCGAGCAGGCGCACUGGGUCGGACCGAGCAUCAGUCGUGUGUUUUGA